This is a messenger RNA of Gasterosteus aculeatus aculeatus (three-spined stickleback), 1468 nucleotides long. Lineage: Eukaryota; Metazoa; Chordata; Actinopteri; Perciformes; Gasterosteidae. The record is from RefSeq and is a predicted model, not a curated record.
CUAUAAGAGCUGUUUGCCUGCUGAUGUUGACUGACUGACUGUGCAGUGCUAGCCUUCUAUUUCCUGGUGGCUGUACGCUUGAGGUUCUUGCGGCACAAUGGAUAAUACCGUCACAUAUAUAGGACGCUCAAAUCUCAGAAGAAUUCUGUUGCUUCUUUUGCUGUCAGGCCUUCAGCCAGUAUUGUCUACAGAUGGAGAGAAACCCGAACUAUAUGACGACAAAGAGAAUGCAGAGAAAGUUGCCUGUUCAAUUGUCGGUCCAGAAUACGUGACUGUGGGAGUGCCGAGCAGCGUUGAGUGUUACAGCGACUGCCGAGCUUGUACCUAUUCUAUGUCUUUGGAUGGACAGAGCGCCGCCGGUCAGGGCAACGUGUUAGCCUUCACGGUUACCAGCUGGGCGGAGGCGCUGACAGUGACGUGUACAGUCACAGCGGGCAAAGGUGUGAAUGCCACGGCAACAAAGCGACUGCAAGUGUUAGCCGGCCCUGCCAACGUUUCCAUCUCAGGCCCCGACCUGAUGGAUCCAUCUGUGAGCCACACCUACAGCUGCCACGCUUACUGUCGGCCAUCUUGCGCCUAUGCCUGGAAGACGGAUAAAGGCCCGUGGAUGAGUGGUCAGGGGAAUGUCAUUUCUAUCACUCCUCAGGAGAUGGACAGCUCCAGAGUUCUCAUCUGCAAAGCCACCAACAGCGUGUCCAAGCUUUUUGUCGGCGCUGUUCGUAGCAUAGCUGUGAUAUCUGGUCCAGCAAAGGUUGAGAUUAUCGGCCCCGACGUGAUAGAACUUGCAGAAAAGUACACGUACGUGUGCUCUGCUGAAUGCGUGCCCGCUUGCCGCUACGCCUCGUCAAUGGGCAAUCAGACCGUGAGGGGCGGCGUGAUGGAGAUAAUGGUGGAUCACCCGCUGAAGUCGGUCACUCUCAAGUGCGAGGCUCAGAACACCGCUUCGAGGAGAACCGCCGUGGCGUCAAAGACAGUGCAGAUAGCGCGGGCAGCCCGGAACCCGUCCACCCGCCCUGGAGAGGCCUCCACUCUGCUGCUGCUGGCCUUCAUCAUUUCUGCUCUUUUGCCACAGUGACAGGCGUUGUGUCGAGGGGGGGGGGAUCAUGAUCCUAGCAAAGUGUUGUUUUGGGUGCUUUUUAAAUGUUAUUUAAGCUGCAAUAGCGUUUGCAGAUGUAUUGUCCCCAACGUAAUCAAAGUAAUUAUUUCUCUUCCAGUCUUUGUCUUCCUCUGUCAGAUCUUUCCUCCUUUCAGUGGCUUUGUGAUGAAUUAUUGGUCUAGGUGUUUCACACUGCAUUCUUCUCUGUUGGUGUGGCAGGCUGAAAGGAGGCCGAAGCUCAUUUGAACUUUCCAGCGAGAGGCGUGUAAAAAACACUUCCACAUCCAAGUGGGGACAUGUAAUGACUGUGUUGACUCUGUAAGAUUCUUCCACAUUGAUAAAAAAUAAUAAAUAUUGAUGCCUUUAAGCCUG